UAGUUCAUCAAUAAUGUUGUACCUUAUUGGCUUGGGCCUUUCCUAUGAAUCCGACAUCACCGUGCGCGGUCUCCAGAUUGUAAAGCAGUGCAAGCGUGUGUACUUAGAAGCGUACACCUCCAUCCUCAUGGCUGCGGACCAAGACUCGCUUGAAAAGUUCUACGGCAGAGAGGUGAUCCUCGCAGACAGAGAGUUGGUGGAAACCGGUUCCGACGACAUUUUAGCUAAUUCUCAGGAAGACGACAUUGCUUUCUUGGUGGUGGGCGACCCGUUCGGCGCCACCACCCACACCGAUUUGAUCAUCAGAGCCAGAGAGUUGGGCAUCAAGGUCGAGGCCAUCCACAACGCAUCGGUCAUGAACGCCGUGGGUGCCUGUGGCUUGCAGUUGUAUAACUUUGGGCAAACGGUGUCCAUGGUUUUCUUCACAGAAACCUGGAAGCCGGACUCCUUCUACAACAAGGUCAUGGAGAACAGACGCAUCGGGUUACACACCUUGUUAUUGCUUGACAUCAAGGUCAAAGAGCAGAGCAUCGAAAACAUGGCCCGUGGCAGAUUAAUCUAUGAACCACCGAGAUACAUGGAUAUUUCUACCGCGUGCCAGCAGUUGUUGGAGGUUGAAGAGUUGAGAGGCGAACAGGCGUACACCCCCGACACCCCGUGUGUGGCCGUCUCCCGUUUGGGCUCCCCUACCCAGUCGUUCAAGGCCGGUACUUUGAGAGAGUUGGCCAAGUACGACUCUGGUGAGCCAUUACACUCUUUGAUCAUGUUGGGCAGACAAGUUCACGAGUUGGAAAUGGACUACUUGUACGCGUACACCGACAAGAAGGAAGAGUUCAAGCAAGCGGUAUUGGCCGACCAGGAGUUCUUCAAGCCGCCACCACCAGUGUUUGAGGAAGAGGAGUUUAGCGAUUAAGAAUUUUACGUUAUGUUUCGAUAGUUUAUGUAAGAGCGGACAAACUGCAGGGUAUGUUUGUAAGGUUGGCUCGGUAUCUUUUAUUCUGGUUUCCCACAUGUAGUUUAUCAUUGUCCACAGGAACGUUU
Molecule: messenger RNA, 1041 nt
Organism: Babjeviella inositovora NRRL Y-12698
Lineage: Eukaryota; Fungi; Ascomycota; Pichiomycetes; Serinales
Product: diphthine methyl ester synthase
Exons: 1
Coding region: 14-913 (299 amino acids)
Biological process (GO): protein histidyl modification to diphthamide
Molecular function (GO): diphthine synthase activity
Source: RefSeq, a predicted model, not a curated record